Messenger RNA from Pocillopora verrucosa, 4329 nucleotides. Its product is annotated as protein bark beetle-like. Gene Ontology annotation, cellular component: membrane. NCBI's taxonomy places the organism in Eukaryota, Metazoa, Cnidaria, Anthozoa, Scleractinia, Pocilloporidae. The record is from RefSeq and is a predicted model, not a curated record.
AUGUUUCUAAAAUACUGCAUGCCACUGGCCAUCUUUCUCGGGUAUGGGCUUUGUGAGAACGAGAAAAAUAUUUCACGGCAAUUGAAUGGCACUGUCACUGGUAACCAGACCCUUGCGCGUGCAGAUGGUCCAUACUUGGUCACCAGUGACCUUAUUGUCCCAGAAAAUGCCACUCUAACCAUAGAGCCUGGUGCAAUUCUAAAUUUUGUUCCAUCUGUGGGGAUUCGUGUUCGUGGAUCGUUUCAUGCAAAAGGUACACCGUCGCAGAGAAUUACUUUCCGAGCGGUUCCCUGUGGAGAAACAAGUUUUUGCAAUAAAACAGACGGGGCUUUAUUCUACAGUCACGGGAUAAGACUUGUAGAUGGAUCAUCCUACAGCAACGGGCGCCUACAGCUGCAGUAUAAUGGAAGGUGGGGGACUGUCUGCAAUGACUGGAGUUCUUGGGAUCUCAGAGAUACGCACGUGGCCUGCAGACAUCUUGGCUUCCUUGGGGGAAAGCGGUAUUACUAUGAUCCCGGCAGCGGCCCCGUGAUGAUGAAGACAGUUGGCUGUAAAGGAACUGAAAAGAGUCUAUGGGAUUGUUCUUACAGAUGGAUUAUGAGUAAUCAGUAUUCAUGUGCUCACAGCCGGGAUGUUGGUAUCGAGUGUGACACUCUCUUGCCAUAUUUGGCCGAGACUUUUUACUGGAAAGGUAUUUACUUCGAGCCGACGAAUUCCUCUGAGAUGAAAGGAAGCUCUUAUCUUGAGCACGUGGACAUUGAGAAUGCUCUCGAGGGCGUAAAUGCCGUGAAAAACGCCCCAGAUGUACUUCAUGUAAUGAUCAACGGUAGUGCUUUCGGCUUAAAUAUAAAAGAACUUGCCAAACCCUUGGCUGUGAUCGAUUCUUCUAUCCUGGGGCCUAAAAUGGCUGGUGUGAACAUCGAGAGCUCCUGUGGUGAUGUUGUCAUUGAAAACGUCACAGUUCAGAAUGCACGAUUUGGAGGAGGCCUUAUCUAUAAGCGCCUGGCAGUGAAUUUCUGUUCCGUCAUCCCAGAGAAAGCUUCUUUUCCUUUACUCCUAAAUGCCGCCGGAAAUCAUCAUCCGGUUAAUUGUAGUAAGAUUUUCAGAGCUUCAUCAGGAAGAAAGAUCUCUGUGUAUUUUAGAAUAAUAAAUGGAAGUGGAUUCGAGCUUAAUAUUACCGAUGCAAGCACAGAUAUCAAAACCCAACUGUACAGAAUCACAAGUGGCCACAAUGGAAGGACAUUCAAGACUGGUUAUACUUCUAUAUUGGAACUUUCCUUCUACUCUAAAGGCAGUUUCAACUUGGAAAUGGUCGUUAUGGAAGAUCAAGGCGGGACUUCAUCACUUAUAAUAUCCAACAGUACCUUUUCUAACAAUGCUAAGUCUGGUAUUACCGUUGACAACUUGAUUGGUGAUUCUCGUAUCUCCCGGACAACGGUGAUAGGGAACAACUACAACGGACUCUACAUAACCAAGACAACAGGUACUUUAGAAUUUACCGACGUCAAAUCUUCGAAAAACCAGGCGACAGGAAUCGUAGUCGAUGCAGGAACUCUUUCAUUCCAAAUGUCCGACAGCCUUGUUGAAGAAAACGGCGCUCAAGGAUUGCACAUCUUAAACCAGGUUAACUCCACAAUCAACAUUUACAACACGCAAUUUGUUCGUAACAACAACGGUGAAGGAGUUUAUUUACAGGCAUUUCGCUACUGCUAUGUUCGACUGCUGGAAGUACUGUCUCUUGGAAAUUCGCAGAAUGGAGCUCUGUUUACAAGAUUAUCCGAUACCAGAUUAGAUUUAAACUCUUGUAAAUUUGAUGGAAACUCAAAUAUAGGAGUUUCCGUUUCCUACUUUUUUAGAGGAGGACUUAACUUGGAGGAGAUUUCUACCUCAAACAAUUACGGAUCUGGUUAUGCUUUCGAACUUGGGGAUACCAGCAUAAACAUAGAGUCUUCGUCUUCUUUUGGUAACGGAAGGGAUGGUUUUUACUUGGAAAAUCAAGGAGGAGAAGUUGUCUUAAAGGAUUUUAUUGCUGGUGGCAACAAACGACAAGGAUUGUGGUUUCUAGAUACCAAGUCAGCACGUCUUCGUUCAGUUCAUCUUCUAAACUGUAAUGUUUCAGGGAACAGUCAAUACGGUGUGCUGUUUUACCUCACGUAUAGAAUUGAUCAACGCCCAGAGAACUAUAUCAUUAAGGUUGCAAACUCCACAAUUUUCAACAAUUCUCUUGGUGGUUGUACGCUCUAUCCUGCAGAUUGCGGUUCGGGAAACAAUCGGUGGCAAAGGAGCGUUCAACUUUUAUUCACUGGUAAUAAAGUAAAGGGAAACAAAAAAAAUGGUUUGGAUAUCCUUGGCCCAGAAUGGUACGUGUUAUCUGCUGUCUUGGCUAAUAACAUAUAUUACGAGAACAGUGGACUUGCUCUGAUAGUAAGACAUGGAGCAAAUUGUUACUAUGAGAAUUCCUCACCCUUCAAUCUGCAGGUUUCAUCGAACAUCUUUUUGAAGAAUAAAGGGGAGAACAUAUUUUUCGUUAAUUGCGAAACUUUACCCACAAAAUGCCGUGUCACCAUCAGAAAUAACACGUUUUUAGACAAUCAAAGAAUCCAGCUGUUUUCCAGCAAUUACCUUCGUACCAAAACGCAGGCAGUUUUAGCUGUAAAAGGAGGCAACGUUACCAUAAAGUAUAAUUCGUUUAUCAACCCUUUGUUCUCUCACGAAUUAGCAGCACUGCUUAAAGACCGUGAACACGUUCUUCUUGCGGAAGAAAACUGGUGGGGAACAAGAGAUGAAUGCAAAAUAAAAGACCGAUUGUUUGACUUUGAAGAUCGAGUGGAACUUACACAGAUCCAAUAUUAUCCAUUUUUAGAUUCCUACAAUUCUAUCAGCCCUAAAUUACACGAUGGUGUCAGACCUCUCUGUUUUCUUCGAGGCAACAACUUAGGAGGAAUAUUAAAUCAUUUCCUCAAUAUAACAAACCCAAGUGAUGCCUACCGAGUUAUCAGUGACGUCACUAUAUUGUCUGACGGCGUUUUGUUUAUCGAAGGAAACAUCACUUUAGAAUUUCCAUUGAAGAGCGUUUUCCUAGUACAAGGAAAGGUUAUCAUAAAAGGUAAUAAAAAAGAAAGGGUGAAGUUCCUUCCAAGGGGACCAUUGCAACAGGACAUUAGACUCGUCGGAGGUCCCGCUCCGUGGGAAGGGGUAGUUGAAAUAUGGAUCAAUAGCACGUGGAUGCCAGUUUGUAUGCAUACCUAUGGACACGAAGAUGACAUAGUAUGCAGACAAUUGGGAUACGAACCGGUAAACUCUUAUUACCAUAACCCAAGUGGAAAAGAGAAAAUAUUCCUACUUAAUGUCAAAUGUGAUACAGAUCAAGGAGACAGCAUCACCAUUUGUAACAAAAGGAACUGGAUUUCAUCUUCAUCAUGCACGAGAAAUGUUUUGUAUGUCCGUUGCAAAAUUCCUUACUGGGCUGGCGUACAUCUCGCUGUGACUUCAAAGGAAAGCGUCUUAAGCAAUGUUGAGGUGCGAUAUGCAGGUUUUCCAUAUAGAGACGACCUGACUAUCCCCGGAAUCGCCUUCAGAGUGGACCUCCCACGUCACGUGAUCAGCAGUGUCUUUGUGAGUAAUUCUGCUUCCAUUGGUUUCCAGAUUAUGUAUCCAGACCCCUUAAAAGAUUCAAAUACAAUCGAGAAUUCAACGAUAGCUGAAACCGAGUCGGAUGGAGUACGUUUGGAGUCUCCAUUUAUUGAGUUCCUGAGUACAAAUGUCGUAAACACAAAAGGCUACGGAUUUUCGUAUCGUUACAACUGGAAUGCUCUUAACACACACGUGGUAAAAAUGGCAGAUGCGACCGUGAAGAAGUUUAUGGACAUAUGCACUGAAAGUGAAACAUUUAUCAGUGACUCUAGUGUGGUGUAUUAUCUGGUUGUAACAUUACGGAGCAGAGCAGCCUGCAAGGCCAUAAUUACCGUUCCACCGAAAUAUACGAUAGGAUUGCAGCUAAUCUAUCACAAUGUGCAUGGCAUAGCUAUCCACGUGUACAGUGGAACAAACAAGACAAAGGGCACUCUCUGGGAUAUCCAUAUGUUACAAUGGUAUAGCCGUCCUGCUUGGAUGACUGGCAAUAGCUCAAUCCUGCUGGAGAAAGGGUAUGGAUAUCCGGAUGAAGACGACACGGUGCAUUUUCUAUUGUUCCUCAUCAAAAGUGGUGGAAAGACGAAGAUCAGAUCGCCAAACCUUGUUAUAUCCAAAAGUAAUUUCAGCCACAACAGCGAAGGUGGAAUUUUUUUGGGUGGAGAUAACGCAGGAAUAGUUGAAAUCCAAAAAACGGAC